CUAGUCGACUAUCAGAAUAAUCGUUUGUGGCAGCCCUACCCACAUGUGGUGGUUUUAUUCACGCUCUGAUAAAACGUGAACUUUAAAACGUUUCUUUUUAAAUGGAUGCUUGUAAACAUCCGUUCCUGUCCCGCAGGCGGCGGUCUGACCUUCAAACGCGGGAUUUUCGGGAACCUGGGGAAACAGGAGACGAUGAUGUCGGCGUGUUACGGUCGAUCCGAGGACCUCGUUUUCUCCGGAGCCACGAACGGAGACGUUUACAUCUGGAGAGACACGAUGCUUAUCAAGACCAUCAAAGCCCACGACGGCCCCGUGUUCGCCAUGUGCUCCCUGGACAAGGGUUUUGUGACGGGGGGGAAAGACGGCAUCGUGGAGCUUUGGGACGACAUGUUUGAGAGAUGUUUGAAAACGUACGCCAUCAAGCGGGCUGUCCUGUCUCCGUCCUCUAAAGGGCUGCUGCUGGAGGACAACCCGUCCAUCAGAGCCAUCACGCUGGGCCACGGUCACAUCCUGCUGGGAACCAAGAACGGAGAGAUCCUGGAGAUCGAUAAGAGCGGCCCCAUGACGCUGCUGGUGCAGGGUCACAUGGAGGGCGAGGUGUGGGGUUUGGCGGCACACCCUCUACUUCCUGUCUGUGCCACCGUCAGUGACGACAAAACUCUGAGGAUCUGGGAGCUGUCAGCCAAUCACCGCAUGGUGGCUGUCCGCAAGCUCAAGAAAGGUGGGCGGUGCUGUGCCUUCUCUCCGGACGGGAAAGCUCUGGCGGUCGGCCUAAAUGAUGGCAGCUUCCUGGUGGUGAACGCCGACACGCUGGAAGACAUGGUGACGUUUCACCAUCGCAGAGAGCUCAUCUCAGACAUCCGCUUCUCCCAAGAUGCGGGGAAGUACCUGGCUGUGGCCUCGCACGACUCUUUUGUGGACAUCUACAACGUCCUGACCAGCAAGAGAGUCGGCAUCUGCAAAGGAGCCAGAAGCUACGUCACUCACAUCGACUGGGACUCCAGAGGUAAGCUGCUGCAGGUGAACACCGGAGCCAAAGAGCAGCUAUUCUUUGAGGCGCCGCGAGGACGCAGACAGAACAUCAGCGUGGCCGAGUUCGAGAAGCUGGAAUGGGCGAGCUGGACGUCCGUUUUCGGUCCCACCUGUGAGGGGAUAUGGCCGACGCUCAGCUUUGUUAACGCCGCCUCGCUCACCAAAGACCGCAAACUGCUGGCCACCGGAGACGACUUCGGCUUCCUCAAACUCUUCAGCUUCCCGUCCAGGGGCCAGUUUGCCAAGUUUAAGAAGUAUGUGGGUCACAGCUCCAACGUGACCAAUGUCCGCUGGUCCAACGAUGACACCGUGUUGCUGACAGUGGGCGGGGCUGAUACAGCGCUGAUGAUCUGGACCAGAGAGCUGCCGGGUCACAAGGAGAGCAAAGCUGUGGACAGCGAGGAGUCUGACGACGACACAGAGGAGGACGGAGGGUACGACAGCGACGUGGCCCGGGAGAAGGUGGUGGACUACAUCACUAAGAUCUACUCGGCCAGCAUCAGGAACAUGUCAGGAACCAAACCUCACCUGCAGCACAAAGAGCUUCCCGUGGAGGAGAGGCCUCCGGUGAGCCGAGCUGCACCACUUCCCGACAAACUGCUGAAGAACAACGUGACGAAGAAGAAGAAGGUGGUGGAGGUGAGCGUGGGACCUCUGCUUACCGGGAGCAGCUGACGCAGCCCUCGACUCAUGUG
Molecule: messenger RNA, 1727 nt
Organism: Pundamilia nyererei
Lineage: Eukaryota; Metazoa; Chordata; Actinopteri; Cichliformes; Cichlidae
Product: echinoderm microtubule-associated protein-like 6
Exons: 11
Coding region: 106-1707 (533 amino acids)
Molecular function (GO): microtubule binding
Source: RefSeq, a predicted model, not a curated record